GCCGGCGCCGCGCGUGACGCAACGGUGCGGCGGCGCCUGCCGGGGGCUGUAGUGCGGACGGGGCGGGCCCCGCCGCCCGUUGCCAUGGCGACGCGUCGCCCCGGCCCGCGGCCCGCCGCGGCCCCGCCGCUCCCCGCCGCGCAGGGCCGGGCCGCGGCCGGGCCCGGGGGCUGCGGAGGGGCCGCGGGAGCCGCGCGGGGCCGCGGCCGCAAGGCGCUUCCGCCGGCGGGCGGGGGGCGGGCGGGCGCGAUCGCGCUUUCCGGGGCGGGGAGCACCGCGCCGCCAUGCCCGCCGCCCCGCUCGGCCCCGGCGCGGCCGCCCGGGCGAGGCGCGGGGCGCUGCGGGCCCCAUAGGCACCGUCCCCCCGCGCCGCGGGGGAGCAGCGCUGUCCGGGCCAUGGCUGCCGCCUGGCCCUGGCUGCUGCUGUGGCUGGGGGCGGGCGCCCUCCCGGCCCCGCCGCGCAUCCGGCUGCCGCUGCGGGGCGGCGCGGCCCCGCCGCCGGGUCCCCGGGCGCGCCGGGCGCCGGAGGAGGCCGAGCGCGGCGCCAGCGGCUUCGUGGAUAUGAUCGACAACCUGCGGGGCAAGUCCGGGCAGGGCUACUACGUGGAGAUGACGGUGGGCAGCCCCCCGCAGAAGCUGAAUAUCCUGGUGGACACAGGGAGCAGUAACUUCGCUGUGGGAGCUGCACCUCACCCCUUCCUCCGGAGAUACUACCAGCGGCAGCUGUCCAGCACCUACCGCGACCUGCGGAAGGGUGUGUAUGUGCCCUACACCCAGGGCAAGUGGGAAGGGGAGCUGGGCACCGACCUCGUCACCAUUCCCCACGGCCCCAACGUCACCGUCAGGGCCAACAUCGCUGCCAUCACCGAGUCAGACAAGUUCUUCAUCAACGGCUCCAACUGGGAGGGGAUCCUGGGGCUGGCGUACGCCGAGAUCGCGCGGCCCGACGACAGCCUGGAGCCCUUCUUUGACUCCCUGGUGAAGCAGACCCGGGUGCCCAACAUCUUCUCCCUCCAGCUUUGCGGGGCAGGAUUCUCCCCCAACGAGACGGAGGCGCUGGCAUCGGUGGGAGGCAGCAUGAUCAUCGGUGGCAUCGACCGCUCACUGUACGUGGGUGACAUCUGGUACACACCUAUCCGGAAGGAGUGGUACUACGAGGUCAUCAUCGUCAAGCUGGAGGUCAACGGGCAGGACCUGAACAUGGACUGCAAAGAGUACAACUAUGACAAGAGUAUCGUGGACAGCGGGACCACCAACCUCAGGCUGCCAAAGAAGGUGUUUGAGGCUGCGGUGAAAUCCAUCAAAACAGCUUCUUCGACGGAGAAGUUCCCGGAUGGCUUCUGGCUGGGGGAGCAGCUGGUUUGCUGGCAGGUUGGCACCACCCCCUGGCACAUCUUCCCGGUCCUCUCCCUCUACCUGAUGGGGGAGGCCACCAACCAGUCCUUCCGGAUCACCAUCCUGCCCCAGCAAUACCUGCGCCCGGUGGAGGACGUGGCCACCUCUCAGGACGACUGCUACAAGUUCGCCAUCUCCCAGUCCUCCACGGGCACCGUCAUGGGCGCCGUCAUCAUGGAGGGCUUCUACGUGGUCUUCGACCGUGCCCGCAAGCGCAUCGGCUUUGCUGUCAGCGCCUGCCACGUGCACGACGAGUUCCGGACGGCCGCGGUGGAGGGGCCCUACCUGCACUCCAACAUGGAGGACUGCGGCUACAACAUCCCGCAGACGGACGAGUCCACCCUGAUGACCAUCGCCUACGUGAUGGCAGCCAUCUGCGCCCUCUUCAUGCUGCCCCUCUGCCUCAUGGUGUUCCAGUGGCGCUGCUUCCACUGCCUGCGGCGGGACCAUGACGACUUCGCCGACGACAUAUCCUUGCUGAAGUGAUGGUGGAGCGCAGGGGCGGCGCCGGGGCGCAGGUGAGGCGGUGGGGCAGGGACAGGUAGGACCUUGCUCUGGGGGCUGCAGCGUGGAGCAGGGCAGCGGCGUGGGGAGCCCAGACCCUCCUGGCCCUGGGGGCUCUGCCUGUCGGGGAUUCACGCUGACGAGCCAUCCCCUGCCUGUCCCCUUUCACCCUCCAUCCCUGUGCAACUGCCCUUUUCAGCCCCCCCUGCAGCUCUCCACGCAGGGAGCUGUGCGUGUGCGCACUGUGCUGCAGCCGUGCCUUCCCGUGCAGCUCCCUGCGUGGAUACCUGCUGAGCCAGGCUCCAGAGCUCACAUCUCUGGAGCCUCCCGUCCCCAGCCCCAGGCUUUCUGGAGACAGCCACGCAGGGCCAGCCUGGGGCUGCGCGGACAGGAGCUGCCAGAGGCAGAGCUUUCCCUCCCAUGCUCCUGCUCCCCUCUACACCAUCUGCUCUAGCCAUUCCCUUGGCUGUUCCCCUGCCCUGUCCAAGUGCCCUCCCACUGCCGCCAGCCCAGGGCUCCCUGCGCCCACCCUGCCCUCCCGGCUGCCCCCGGGACAGGCAGGAGCACGCAACCAUCUCCGCUUCCGCUCGCCACGUUCCCAAGGGGAUGGGAACUGCCUCGGCCCCGCGGGGUGCACGGGGAGGGGAGGAAGGAGGGACGCAGUGCUCCUCAGCCCACCCGCCCGUUCAAAGCCAUAGGGGAGCCCGUGCCGCAGCCCCUGCCCUGCCUCACCGCCAGCGAGUCCCCAGCCGGGCACAGCAGCUCCUCUCUGCUCCCUCUGCGUCCUCGUCCGUGUAUCCCGGCCCUGGCUCCUGCUCCCGAGGCGGAGGCACCCGCAGCUCUGGGACUGCAGCAUUCCUUAUUUUUUAAACAAACACAGUUGUAUUUAUUUCUUUUUUAUAUAUACGAUGCAAGUCCCUGGUAGUGCAGCUGCGCCAAUCAGCGUGUAUAUGGCAGGUCCCCCCCGCGCCCGGCGUGCCGACAGCUCCUCACCUGUACCAUACACACAUAUAGCUCUAUUUUUAAUUCCAGCGCUGAAAGCCACUGCUCCAACCCCAACGUUGACGGGUUUGGUCCUGUUUUGGUUUGGGUUUUUUUACAUCCUUUUAGUCUCUGCUCGGUCCUGGGGCCUUGGCCGCAACCCAUGGCCAGGGCUCGCUCAGCAGCGUGCUGGGGGGAGCCCUUUGUGGAUGGGAGGUGGGCAGAGUUGGUUUCGGAGGUGGUGGUGGUGGUGGCAGAGCUGGAGGACGCAGAGAGCAGAAUGGACACUGAGCACAGGAGGCACUUCUGUGCUCAUCGUGUUCUGCCAGCGCAGGGAGGAUUUCCUGGUCCAUGAGGACAAACCUGCUGCUGUGGGCCCCUGGGCUGCAGGCGGUUGGGAAUGCCGCAGCUCCUGGCUGCGCCGCCUCGGACAGGCAAGUGCUUUGUUUUAAACACCAAAAUUCACCCAUCCAAGGGCAGCGUUCCUCAGUGAGCAAAACACGGGGCUCCCCGCGGUGCCGGGGCCGAGGCGGCAGCUCAGGCAGGGCAGGGCUGCUGUAACCACCGUGUGGAAAGCUUGGAAAGGCGCUCCCGCAGCUUGGAAAGGCGCUCCCGCAGUCACAUAGCGCUUUGGGAAAGCUGCAAGAGAGGCAGUGCGCGCGGUGGGAGGAGGAGACGGGCGCAGCGCAGCCUGGGCCAGCACCGCAGCCCGCUCCAUGCACCCGCUUCACCAGCAGCGCGCUUGCAAGCGGUGCCCGCGCCGUGCCUGGCUCCAAUCCUGCAACCAGCCAGCCGUGCCGCUGCGGCGCGGGACAGCGCAUGGACCUGCCCGCCCAGCACCCCCGGGACUCCCUGCUGGAACACUGCCUUAACCCGCGCUGGCAAGCGGCUGCCUAGGAACACGCGGCCGUGGCCAGACCCUGGUGUGCUGCACCCGAGGGGCAGCGCUGAAUCUGUGCCACAGGCUGCAGAUAAAGAAGGGGAAACGCUACGGAGCCGGUGCGAGAUCCAAAGUGGUGCUGAACACCUCGAAACCCCACCGAAAUCCAUGGAGAAAGGGUCGGCACGUGCUUCAGGAGGAAGCACAGGAGAGGGAAGCGGGGAAGUGCAGCAGUAUGGUGCCCCCGAGCUGCAGCGCAGCCGCUGCUCCCUGCCCAGGCCCCGGCACAGCACCAGGCGCAGGCUCUGCCCUGCAGGAGGGCGAUGGGGACGGGACGGGUACCGCCGCUGGCGCUGCAGGCCCCAGUACUCUGUAACCUAUUGUCUAUGUAAGAACAAUGAAUGUUACCACGGUAAAUUAUUAUUACAUUAAAAAAGAGACCACAAAACCUG
This is a messenger RNA of Strigops habroptila (Kakapo), 4212 nucleotides long. It is a transcript of the gene BACE1, whose product is annotated as beta-secretase 1. Gene Ontology annotation, cellular component: endosome; trans-Golgi network; membrane. Gene Ontology annotation, biological process: membrane protein ectodomain proteolysis; amyloid-beta metabolic process. Lineage: Eukaryota; Metazoa; Chordata; Aves; Psittaciformes; Psittacidae. Bases 85 to 1881 code for a protein of 598 amino acids. Gene Ontology annotation, molecular function: aspartic-type endopeptidase activity. The transcript has 9 exons. The record is from RefSeq and is a predicted model, not a curated record.